GCAUACCUAUGGCAAACAUAUCGAGCUCAACAUCACAGGCUCUUGUCACGCCGUUGACAGCUUUGGUUUCACGGCCAGCUCGGUCACAUUUGUUUGCUCCAAUGGACUAGAGAGAUGAGGAAAGGGGGUACUACGCAACCGUCCUGGAGGAGUCUCUUUGUUCGGCCAUAUAUUAACUAGUACACGUCCCUCCACUUAUACAUACAGCCUCUACUAGCCAUCUCAGACAUCUAACGCAACCGUUCACACAACACACGUCAUAGCCAGCUCCUCAAAAAUACUCUAUCUCAAACCUCGAGCGUCGAGAAAGGAGGAAAGAGAUAAUUAAGCGACAAAUUUCGAGACAAAUUACACAGAAAAUGCAGCUGCCAAUUGUUCUAUUUGCUGCCGCGGCGCUUGUUACCGUUUCCGCACUCCCGGAAUCUAAUCCCAUCAUCACGGCGGCACCUGAGGUGAAGGACGUCUCUGCCUCUGCCGAUCACGCAUCACCUGCCUGUUCUACGGAUUGCUGGGCUUCAUAUGUCGAGUGCCAUCAUACCUUGACUUUCGUCUACCUAUGCUACACUCCACCUCCGUGUGGAACCCAGACCUCUCCAGACCCGUACCAUUGCCCACCCCCUAAGACCACGGCUGAUGCGGCGAGUUCUAAACCGAGCAGCUUUACUACUUCUACGGUUUCAAGCAAACCUGCCGCUGCUACUUGACAUGCGACCGCUGAGUCUUGGAUCUGGUUUUCUGGGAGUUUUCGUGCAGGCAUGGAAACUCAAUGGGUCUUUCUGAGCUUUUUCUUCUAGACACAUUAGAUUUGUACUGGGAUUUUCUCUCUUUUACUAUACGGGCACUCUCAUACCUCUUUCUCCCUUUACCAGACAAUCACCCCACUACAUGAUAGCAUUAUAGAUGAGGAUCUAAUCGCAUCAAUAAAUCUCAUGACCAU
This is a messenger RNA of Xylaria bambusicola, 937 nucleotides long. RefSeq lists its product as uncharacterized. The coding region runs from base 360 to 704 and encodes 114 amino acids. The record is from RefSeq and is a predicted model, not a curated record. The transcript has 2 exons. Lineage: Eukaryota; Fungi; Ascomycota; Sordariomycetes; Xylariales; Xylariaceae.